Messenger RNA from Perognathus longimembris pacificus (Pacific pocket mouse), 2603 nucleotides. RefSeq names its product tyrosyl-tRNA synthetase 1 (gene Yars1). The record is from RefSeq and is a predicted model, not a curated record. NCBI's taxonomy places the organism in Eukaryota, Metazoa, Chordata, Mammalia, Rodentia, Heteromyidae. Gene Ontology annotation, molecular function: ATP binding; tRNA binding; tyrosine-tRNA ligase activity. The transcript is spliced from 13 exons. The coding region runs from base 30 to 1730 and encodes 566 amino acids. Gene Ontology annotation, biological process: tyrosyl-tRNA aminoacylation.
CCGAGCUAGCCGAGCGACGAACUCAGCUGAUGCAACCUGGCGGGACUCUCGAGACAGCUCCCGGCACGCGGCGGCGGCGGCGGCGGCGACCUAAGAAGAGGCGCGGGUGCCGGCUCAGUGCGGAAAUCACGGGGGGCGAAGCCAUGGGAGACUCUCCCAGUCCUGAAGAGAAACUGCACCUUAUCACCCGGAACCUGCAGGAGGUUCUCGGGGAAGAGAAGCUGAAGGAGAUACUGAAGGAGAGGGAACUUAAAGUUUACUGGGGAACCGCAACCACAGGCAAGCCACAUGUGGCUUACUUUGUGCCCAUGUCCAAGAUUGCAGACUUCUUGAAGGCUGGAUGUGAGGUAACAAUUCUGUUUGCGGACCUUCAUGCAUACCUGGAUAACAUGAAAGCGCCCUGGGAACUUCUAGAACUCCGAACCAGUUACUAUGAGAAUGUGAUCAAGGCCAUGCUGGAGAGCAUUGGAGUACCCUUGGAGAAGCUCAAGUUUGUCAAAGGCACUGACUACCAGCUCAGCAAAGAGUACACACUGGAUGUGUACCGACUGUCUUCUGUGGUCACACAACAUGAUGCCAAGAAAGCUGGAGCUGAAGUUGUAAAGCAGGUGGAGCACCCUUUGCUGAGUGGUCUGUUGUACCCUGGACUGCAGGCACUGGAUGAGGAAUAUUUGAAAGUAGAUGCCCAGUUUGGAGGUGUUGACCAGAGGAAGAUCUUCACAUUCGCAGAGAAGUACCUCCCUGCACUUGGAUACUCAAAACGAGUCCAUCUAAUGAAUCCAAUGGUCCCAGGUCUAACUGGAAGCAAAAUGAGCUCUUCAGAAGAGGAGUCAAAGAUUGAUCUCCUUGACCGGAAAGAAGAUGUGAAGAAAAAGUUGAAGAAGGCCUUCUGUGAGCCAGGCAACGUGGAGAACAACGGGGUUCUCUCCUUCAUCAAACAUGUCCUCUUUUCCCUCAAGUCAGAGUUUGUUAUCCUUCGAGAUGAGAAAUGGGGUGGAAACAAAACCUAUACCUCUUACCUGGAUCUAGAAAAGGACUUCGCUGCUGAGGUUGUACACCCUGGAGACCUAAAGAAUUCUGUUGAAGUUGCACUUAACAAGUUGUUGGAUCCCAUUAGGGAAAAGUUUAAUACCCCUGCCCUGAAGAAGCUGGCCAGUGCUGCCUACCCAGAUCCCUCGAAGCAGAAGCCUGUUGCCAAAGGCCCUGCCAAGAAUUCAGAAGCAGAGGAAGUCAUCCCAUCCCGCCUGGAUAUCCGUGUGGGGAAAAUCAUCAGUGUGGAGAAGCACCCAGAUGCAGACAGCCUGUAUGUGGAGAAGAUUGAUGUGGGGGAAGCUGAGCCGCGGACUGUGGUGAGCGGCCUGGUGCAGUUUGUGCCCAAGGAGGAACUGCAGAACCGACUGGUAGUGGUACUAUGCAAUCUGAAGCCCCAGAAGAUGAGAGGAGUAGAGUCCCAAGGCAUGCUGCUGUGUGCUUCCGUAGAAGGGGGGAGCCGCCAGGUUGAACCUCUGGACCCUCCUGCAGGCUCUGCUCCUGGGGAGCGAGUAUUUGUGAAGGGCUAUGAGAAGGGCCGGCCAGAUGAGGAACUCAAGCCCAAGAAGAAAGUCUUUGAGAAGUUGCAGGCUGACUUUAAAGUUUCUGAGGAGUGCAUCGCACAGUGGAAGCAAAUCAACUUCAUGACCAAGCUGGGGCAUAUCUCCUGUAAAUCACUGAAGGGGGGGAAUAUUAGCUAGCCAGCCCAGGAUCUUGCUCUUUUCCUACUGCCCAGAGCCAUCUGCUCUCUCAGUUCGAUCCAUCCAUCAUCCAUUUGCCCAGCUCUCAGGGCACUGAAGCAAAAGCUGGGGGUAUGGUUCAAGUAAUGUAUGAGUGCCUGCCUCGUGAGUGCAAGAUGCCAUCGCUGGACACCAGCUUCAAAUCCAAGAAUUGCCAAAAAAGGAAGAAUUCAGGAUACUGAAGCAGCAGAUCUGGAACUCUUUAUUAGGUGCACAGCUCCAUAAGAAACAGCCCCCCACCCCCAACCGGAAUCACCCUGUCUGGCUGCAGUGUGACACUGACCCCCCAGGGGGCAAGGAGGGCACAGCGGCAGCAGGGAAUGUGACUCAACCUGCUUCCAUUGACAGCUGACAAGACGUCUGGUUUCAGUAUAACUCAUAGGAAUUUAUGCUACAAUCCUUGUAAUUGGAAAAAUACUGUGGUUCCCAGCUUUUCUUGGAAUUACCCAGCAACUGUGCCUCUAGCUGGGAUCUAGUGCCUGCACUGGGUUAAUUACAGCUUCUCACCAACAGGAAAUUGUGGGCUUUGCAAAGGAAAGAGAAGGGAAAAUAAAGACCCUAGUGGUCUACUAAGCUACCAGAGGUUGGCAGCUUUCUCAAAGCCUGUCUUCCAUGAGGCUUGGCACUGGGCUGGGGAAGCAGGGCCAGCCCCAGGGCUCCUGGAAUUUCCCUUGAUCUCAAGCUAGGCUGGGAACUCCCUGAACCAGCUGUGUGUACUUAGGAUGGAAUGGACUGGCACCAAGUGGUUCUUUAUUCAGAGAGGGUGGGGUACCUCCCCAUAAUGCAUCUCAGUCAAGUCACUGUCAAAUUCAAAUAAAGUGUGUGUUGGCUGGA